Messenger RNA from Cololabis saira (Pacific saury), 1810 nucleotides. RefSeq names its product zinc finger DHHC-type palmitoyltransferase 4 (gene zdhhc4). Gene Ontology annotation, cellular component: endoplasmic reticulum; Golgi apparatus. Gene Ontology annotation, molecular function: protein-cysteine S-palmitoyltransferase activity. Gene Ontology annotation, biological process: protein targeting to membrane; peptidyl-L-cysteine S-palmitoylation. Bases 253 to 1095 code for a protein of 280 amino acids. Lineage: Eukaryota; Metazoa; Chordata; Actinopteri; Beloniformes; Belonidae. The transcript is spliced from 7 exons. The record is from RefSeq and is a predicted model, not a curated record.
UGAGACAUGGAUUUCCUCACUUUGUUCACAAUCUACGUGGUGCUGGUGCUGACAUGCAUAGUCCUAGUCUGUAAAUACUCAGGCCAGCAACAAAGCCCCUUGCACCUAUUGCUGAACUAUAUCACAAAGUAUAUGUGUUGCCCCAGACUUCCACACAGUAAUUGAAAUAAGGUAUUGGCACCGUUUACACCCAAGUGGCUUAAAAGGUUUUCUCAAUGGACCUUGCACAGAGUUUUUCAUCAAAGGAGCAACAUGUUCAUCUAUAUGCACAUCCUGCUGGAGGGGGCUGUAUAUGCAGAGUAUAGCUAUGAGGUGUUUGGCUACUGCAACGACAUGGGCACCACUCUAAUUAGUCUGUCAGUGCCUUACACCCUUUUGGCAGUCAGUACCGUCCUCUUCUUCCUGUGCAUCAAGACGGAUCCAGGCACAGUUACAAAGAACAGCAUCUCUGGCCAGCUGCACAUUUAUUCAUAUGACAGAAGACUAUUUCACCCUGGAGUCCCUUGUCCUACCUGCCAACUUAUCAAACCAGCUCGCUCAAAGCACUGCAGAGUCUGCAACAGAUGUGUCCAGCGAUUUGACCAUCACUGCGUCUGGGUGAACAACUGCAUCGGUGCUCAGAACACACGCUACUUUCUGCUUUACCUCAUCAGCUUGUGUGCCAUGGCAGGUGACAUUGUACUGCUGACUGGAGACAUGCUGCUUCAUGCUGUCUUGCAUUCGGGGCUCCUUCAAGCCAGUUACAUAGAUGAGCAUGGCCAGCAGCAGCCAGCUGGGCUGCUUUUUGUUAUACAGCAUCUGUUUUUGACUUUCCCCCGUAUUGUCUUCAUGUUGGGCUUCCUCAUCUUCGUCUUCUUCCUCCUGGCUGGUUAUGCCCUGUUUCAUUCCUAUCUGGCUCUCGUCAACCAGACCUCCAACGAGUGGUACAAAAGUCGAGGUUAUACUUGCCAACACUGCCAUCCAACUGUAACUGGUGAUAAUUUUUGCAGCCCUGCCCCAGAUCACUCAAAGAGAUACUUUUAUAGUCGAGGGCUACUUCGAAACCUGGGAGAGGUUUUCUUCCCUCCAAAGGCCAUUCAGAAAAAGGAGAACUGAGAAAAUAUGUUGCUUUCUCUAUUGACUGGUUGCAUUUACUAACACCAUUUAUACUACUGGAAAAAUAAAGUGUGAUUUCUUUAUUGUCUUUAGUUUCUGUCUCUCAUAAGGUAACAUACAUUUGCACUGAUCAGCCAUGACAUUAUGACCGCUGAGUGGUAACAAGAGAAAAAUAUACUAAUCUUGAUAAAGUGUCCUGCAUCCAGAAAUUCACAUGAAUGUUGUUUUUACAUCCACCCCAAUGUGGCAACAUCAUUCCCCCACAACAGCCGACUCCCCCACUUGGUCAAAUGUAGCGCACCAUACAAUACGAAGGGACCAAAAGGAUCUAUUGCUGACAUCCCAGUAACAGACAUUCCAGAAUCCAGAUGUUCUCUGUCCAGAGAGCAGAAGGAGGAGCUACUCAAAAGAGGUGGUUAUAAUGUUGAAGUUGAUACGUGUACAGCUAGGAUCAAAACCUUGCUUUAUUUAAAUAAUGUCAUUUAGCAGACACUUUUAUCCAAAGUGACUUACAUCUGAAAGAACACACAGGGAGCAAUUAGGAUUAAGGGCCUUGCUCAGGGGCCCAAGGUGGUUCAUCUUGGUUGCCAUUCUUGGGCUUGAACCUGGGACCUCCAGACUCAAGCCCUCCUCUGUAGCCACUAGACCCCCAGUUUAACCCGUCUAGUAUAUGUCCUUUACUGAGAAUAGAUUAUACUUUAUGUACUGUAUGCUG